Molecule: messenger RNA, 1311 nt
Organism: Fulvia fulva
Lineage: Eukaryota; Fungi; Ascomycota; Dothideomycetes; Mycosphaerellales; Mycosphaerellaceae
Exons: 4
Coding region: 1-1311 (436 amino acids)
Source: RefSeq, a predicted model, not a curated record
AUGAUGCGCACUCGCAAGUUGUUGCUGCUUCAACGAGCCAAGAGCCCACAACAACAGUGUUUCACCACUUCUUUCUUCAACAUGCCGGUCUGCCUCCCUUCACCCUCUCACAUGCAUACACAGCAGCAUUCCGACAGCAGAGAUAUCUCAGAUAUCCGUGGAAUGUCCUUGAACGUCCCUCCAGCCUCACGACCAGCACUCAGUCCCUCGGCGUCGCAGUCGAGCCUGAGAGUCGGCUCUGACAACGACCUACGAUCAAUCUCACGCAACAUCUCUCGCCGCAACAGCGAAUCCGACUCUCCACUCACCACGCCUUCCCCUCGGCAGCCGCCAGCGACAGAGAACGAUCCUGCAGCACUCGCACUUUUCCAGCACUGGCAGACGGGUCGCAAGUUGUCAGGACCGCACGACUUUCACUCAUCUCAGCACUACCUGCGUCUUUACGUAAUGGCAACAAAGUCGCAAUGCGAGCCACUGCAGAACGAAGUCAUGGAUCUCUGGAGAGGCCAUUAUAAGCACGAGAACUUGACCGCCCCAGCGUACCGAAUGGAGUACAUCUACAAGUACACCAAAGGUCCGAAUCCGAUGCGCAGGUUCCUGGUGGCCAGCGCAGCAUACCGAGCAUUGAGCGAGCAACAGACCGGAUCAGACGCCCGCCUUUCGGACAGCAUGCGAGCGUUGAUGUUGGCGCAGCCAGAUAUCGCAACUGACUUUGCUGAAGCACUCAUUGCCCUGCACAAGAGUGACUUGGCAGAUCCACGCAAAGGCCCCCCGUUCCCGUGUCUGGCUCCACCUCCAGCAGAAGCAUGGCAGUCUGACGGUGCUGACGACGCAGCUGGGCCACCAACGCCCCCCGAAGCGCCGGAGGCUCCUGAGCCACCGAAAGCACCUACAGUCGAGAGAGUCGGCGCGGUCCCCGUCAUUGCGGAUGCUCCUGCUGUGGAGAAAAAGGACGUCACCGUUGAGGAAAAGGAUGUUGUCGUUGAGAAGAAAGAUGCUGUAGUUGAGAAGAAGGACGAGAAGAAAGAAGCUGCCGAAGAAGUCGUGGCCAAGAAAAAGGAUGCAGUCGUUGAGAAGGCCACCACCGUGCCAGACAAGCCGGCGGCUGCAGACAAGUCUACUGCCGACCUCGCCAAACCAGCUGCAGAUUCGGCAAAGACUACGGCGACCGAGGCGAAGAGCACUGCCGGCUCCGUCAAGACCAAGCUCACCUGGAAGCAGAAGAUGAAGGCAGCCAAGGCUGUUGGCAAGGGAAGGAAUGCAUACCAUAAGGUCGCUGUCCGGUUCAGGAUGCUCGGUAGGAAGAAGUGA